AUGUCUGUCAAUCUAUGGGAUGAUUCUGAUUCAGAGGACAACCUGCCAGCUGAAUGGGAACAAACUAGUCAGGAUAAUUUUAUUACUUAUUACAACCGCUUGACUGGACUUUCUCAAAGGCCUCAUCCAAUUUCAGGCCAUAUUAAGCAAUUACCACAUGUGUUGCCUAAAGGUUGGUUUUCCUGCUCCGACAAAUCUGGCAGAACAAUUUAUUUAAAUUUAGAAACUGGCUGUUCAACUUAUUCUGAUCCUCGACUUGCUGCUGCUCUGUUAACCCACUCUACAAAAUCACUCAGAAGUACCCAAUUUAAAUUUGACAAAUUCUCAAGUGUAAAUGAUAUUCUAUUAAAUAAAGAUCUCCGUGGGUUUCACGUUGUUGUAACAAAUUCAGGCUGUGGUCUUGGUUUAUCAAUCGCUGUUCAUCUCGUUCAAUAUGGAGCUACUGUUAUAUGCGCUUGUACUAAAUGUCCAGAAAAUGCUAUUCCUGUAUUUGAAAAAACGAAGGCAUAUUAUGAAGGCAGUAUCACUGUAGACUUAACUUUAAAGUCAAUUAAUAAAGAAUCAGGUCAACUAUAUUGGAUACCGUAUAAUCCUUUGGAAUUACAUAGCAUCAUACAAUCCGUUCAUAUAUUACAGUCAUUAAACUGGCCUAUUCAUGCGUGUAUCAUAACUGAUGAUUUGCUUCCUCCUUUCGCUGGAUGGAAUUUUUUUCAAUCUUUUACAAGGAUAGUGUCUUGUUUGCGUGAAAUGAUUCCGUCUAAAGUUUCAUCCUGGUUUAAAUCUAUUUUUAAGUUUGUAACAAACUAUGAAAUACAAGUAUUCAAUUGGUUUGGGAAAAAGAUACUUCCUGCAUGGAUUCCUGCUUAUUCAUGUGAAUGUUCACCUAAACAUUUCCCGUAUUUAACUUCUGACGGAUUUGAAGUAUCAAUGCAAUGCAAUUAUUUAGCUCCUGCCUUGUUUUUGCAACGAUUGUUAAAAACAAAAUUUGAUUAUUUACCUUCUCUUUCAACUACUUCAUCAGACAAAACAUUUGACAGCUCAACUUUGCGUGUGGUGAUAGUUUCAUCAGAGAUUCACAAAGAGAGUAAUUUACAACAUUGUAUUAAAAAACUUAAUAUAACAAAGAUGUUUCAGACAACUCCAACAUUAUUGCAUGACAGUAUGAAACAAUAUGCCAAUUCCAAACUUUUAAAACAAGCACAACUUCAUCCACUAUACCUACAAUAUUUACUUGUACUGGAUGUGAUCCAUUUAGUGUGUAUUGCAGCAAACAAUUUUUAAUGACUCUUUAUCACUGGUCUAUCAAAAAUCCAUUUCUUUUAGUACUACAAAUAGUAUACCUUUUAUCAAGACCAUUUGGUAUGUCUUUGGAUCAAGUGAUUGCUAAUCCUGUACUUUGUACUGUUCACAGAGUUUCAACUUUGCAACAACCGAUGACUGGUCAUUCUAAACUGAUCCCGUAUUUUGAUAAAUGUCGACCUUCCACUACUUUGUUAGAUGACCUACCAGUUUUUGAAUUGGAUUUUUUAUCUAAAACUAUAUUUGCCGAUACCAUGAGUAUUUUUUGUAAAUAUGAAUAAUAAGAAUGUA
Molecule: messenger RNA, 1590 nt
Organism: Schistosoma spindalis
Lineage: Eukaryota; Metazoa; Platyhelminthes; Trematoda; Strigeidida; Schistosomatidae
Source: the annotation of a GenBank genome assembly